CUUUGGCCAUAUCUGACCUCGGAUGUUUACUACCCUCAGUCUGGACAAACCUCUGCUAUACCCCAGCGUUUGCAGAUCUGGAACUGUCAUUUGAGCCUAGUGAGAUUCAAUACAUGACCAGUGGGGCAACACAUCUUGCACUAACCCAGGUCAGUAGCUGGAUUACUGCGGCCAUCACUCUAGAGAGAUGCUUGUGUGUAGCGAUGCCUUUGAAG
Candidula unifasciata is the source of this 215-nucleotide messenger RNA. The record is from the annotation of a GenBank genome assembly. Lineage: Eukaryota; Metazoa; Mollusca; Gastropoda; Stylommatophora; Geomitridae.